Molecule: messenger RNA, 324 nt
Organism: Cladocopium goreaui
Lineage: Eukaryota; Dinophyceae; Suessiales; Symbiodiniaceae
Source: the annotation of a GenBank genome assembly
AUGAAGAACAAUCUUCGUUGCGUGCAAUGGCGAGAGUCGGUGCUUCACACGCAGACGGUGGAAGGUGUCUUUCGAAAACACAUGCAGGCCGUGGUGGAUCCUUUGUUCAAGACCUUCGCAGAAGGACGACCUUUUUUGACGCCAGAGGAGUGGUUUCGCAUGUUGGACUGCAUGGAGAUCUUCCCAUGCAGUGGCACUGAAUUGGACAGCGACGCCCAACAGAUGAACGCCUGGGAUCGGGUCGGCCGAGCCGAUUUCGGGAUAGUUUCUGCCGGGCUCGUGGGAAGAAUCCGAGGUCAAUGUGGAUUUCACCCAAAAUUGUGA